AUGGCCGACGCUGAGGCGAGCGCCGCGAAUGUGGACGAAGCCAAACCUGACGCGAAGACUUUGCAGAUUCUGCGGGACAUGGCCAAUCGCCUGCGCAUCCAUUCCAUCAGGGCCACCUGCGCCUCGAGCUCUUCUGGCCACCCCACAUCAUGUAGCCAUGCUGCUGAGAUCAUGUCUGUGCUGUUCUUCCACGUGAUGAGGUAUAAACAAAAGGACCCAGAGAACCCAGACAAUGACCGUUUCGUCUUCUCUAAGAGACUCUCAUUUGUUGAUGUGGCAGCUGGAAGGCUGGGGCAAGGACUGGGGGCUGCAUGUGGGAUGGCGUAUACUGGCAAGUACUUUGACAAGGCCAGCUACCGGGUGUUCUGCCUCGUGGGAGAUGGUGAGUCCUCAGGAGGCUCCGUCUGGGAGGCCCUGGCCUUUGCAUCCCACUACAGUCUGGACAAUCUUGUGGCCAUCUUUGAUGUGAAUCGUCUGGCCCACAGCACCGCUUUGCCUCUCGAGCACUCCAUAGAUGUCUAUCAGAAGCGCUGCGAAGCCUUUGGGUGGAAUACUUUGGUGGUGGAUGGCCGUGACGUGGAGGCACUGUGCCAGGUGUUCUGGCAGGCAGCUCAAAUGAAGAACAAGCCCACUGCUGUGGUUGCCAAGACCUUCAAGGGCCAGGGCGUUCCAAGUGUUGAAGAUGAAGAAAAUUGGCAUGGAAAGCCAAUGCCCAAAGAAAGAGCAGAUGCAAUUAUCAAACUAAUUGCGAGCCGGAUAGAGACCAAUAAGAGUCUCAAACCAAAAGCCCCUGUUGAAGACUCGCCUCAAGUCAACAUCUCAGAUAUAGAAAUGACGUCUCCACCUGAUUAUGAAGCCAGGGAUAUGAUAGCUACUCAGAAAGCAUGUGGUUUGGCUCUGGCCAAGCUGGGCCAUGCAAAUGACAGAGUUAUUGUGCUGGAUGGUGAUACCAAGAACUCCACCUUUUCUGACACAUUCAAGAGAGAACACCCUGAGCGCUUCAUCGAGUGUUUUACUGCUGAGCAAAACAUGGUGAGCGUGGCACUGGGAUGUGUCACCCGUGGUCGCACCGUGGCUUUUGCUUGCACCUUCGCUGCCUUUUGGAUCCGAGCAUUUGAUCAGAUCCGGAUGGGAGCCAUCUCGCAAACCAACAUCAAUCUUAUUGGGUCCCACUGUGGGGUGUCCGUAGGUGAAGACGGCCCCUCCCAGAUGGCCCUAGAGGACCUAGCCAUGUUCCGAGCCAUUCCGAACUGCAAGAUUUUCUAUCCAAGUGAUGCCAUCUCGACAGAGCAUGCUGUUUUCCUGGCAGCCAAUACCAAGCUAUUUCUUAGAGAACGCUGGUGCAGACAAACAAUGUGUCUGGGCUCUGCUGCUAGUUUGGGGAUGUGCUACAUUCGAACCAGUCGGCCAGAAACUGCAAUUAUUUACACCCCACAAGAAAGCUUUGAGAUUGGACAGGCGAAGGUCAUCCGUCAAAGUGUGAACGACAAGAUUACAGUUGUCGGAGCUGGAAUUACUUUGCACGAAGCCUUAGCUGCUGCUGAUGAUCUUUCCAAGCAAGAUAUUUCUAUCCGUGUCAUUGACCUGUUUACUAUUAAACCUCUGGAUGCUGCCACCAUCAUCUCCAAUGCAAAAGCCACAGGUGGCCAGAUUAUCACAGUGGAGGAUCACUACCCAGAAGGUGGCAUCGGGGAGGCCGUCUGUGCAGCCGUCUCCGUGGAGCCUGACAUCGUGGUCCAUCAGCUGGCAGUGUCAGGGGUCCCUCGGAGCGGGAAGCCCAGUGAUCUGCUGGAUAUGUUUGGAAUCAGUUCCAAACACAUCAUAUUGGCUGUGGAACGUAUUUUAAUGCAAUAG
Messenger RNA from Rangifer tarandus platyrhynchus (Svalbard reindeer), 1854 nucleotides. The record is from the annotation of a GenBank genome assembly. NCBI's taxonomy places the organism in Eukaryota, Metazoa, Chordata, Mammalia, Artiodactyla, Cervidae.